This is a messenger RNA of Theileria parva strain Muguga, 1386 nucleotides long. RefSeq names its product Protein kinase domain protein (gene Melk). Lineage: Eukaryota; Apicomplexa; Aconoidasida; Piroplasmida; Theileriidae. The record is from RefSeq and is a predicted model, not a curated record. Gene Ontology annotation, biological process: protein phosphorylation. The coding region runs from base 1 to 1386 and encodes 461 amino acids. The transcript is spliced from 3 exons. Gene Ontology annotation, molecular function: protein kinase activity; ATP binding.
AUGUGCAGACUCAGCGGACAAAAAUGCAGAAGUCGUACCCAAAAUAAACCUGACAAAUUGGACAGAUUGGAUAGAUUGGACAAAUUGGAUGGUGUGGAUAAACUGAAUAAAGGGGAUGGUGUGGACAAACUGUGUAAAUUGGAUAAAGGGGAUGUUCUGGAGUGUAAGGUUGAGAUUCAGGGGAUUAAGGAGUGGAGUAAUAGUGUUGUGGAGAGAGGAGUUGGAUUUAUGAUGUUGAGGAAUUAUAUGAUACUGGGGUUGAUAAAUGAAGGUUCUGCUGGUAAAGUUUAUCUGGCAGUUGGUGAGAAACAUGUCUUAUACGCACUCAAAUUCAUUAAUAAAAGUGUUGAUUUUCAUUCAUACACAAAGAUCAGAGAUGAGUUGGAGAUAAGUUACGGUGUGAGGCACGAGAAUGUGGUGGAGACUGUGGUGAUUAUGGAGACGCGGCGCAGUUUAGUGCUGGUGAUGGAGUACUGCGCGGGCGGUGACCUCAUCACGUUCAUUCGGAGAAACGGCGCAAUAACUGAAGACAAGGCCAGAAACGCCUUUAAAAUGAUUCUAAACGCCGUUAAAUAUCUACACAACAACAACAUCUACCACAGGGACAUCAAACCCGAAAACCUACUCAUACACACCAACAACGUGCUAAAGUUAUGUGACUUUGGAGCGUCUAUAAGGGUGAGGGGUGAUGUCAGAUUAUAUGAGACUGUGGGUACAAUGAGUUACGCUGCGCCUGAGGUACUGGACGGUACUUGUGGUUACUUGGGUGAAAAGGCUGACGUGUGGAGUCUGGGCGUGGUACUCUACGCGAUGGUGUUUGGACAGUUACCCUACACCACCAGGGAGGAAACUGUCAAAUCAGUUUUAAAGCUGAUUUUAUCCACUAAGCUAAGCUUUCCCACGAGGAAAAGCACAGAGUUUACAAGGCUGGUUAGGCAAAUGCUACACGUGGAACCAAGUAAACGAAUCACACUACAACAGAUUCUCACACAUCCCUGGGUCCUGGGGAAUUAUAAAGAGAGAACUGUCAGUAGAGUUUCAGUCUGUAACUCAGUCAGCAGUGGAGCCACUCGAGCUGAGAAAAUUAUUACCCAUUCUGCUGCUACUGGAGACCCAGAGGGAGCUACUAUAAGGGUACCCCAAGAGGGAGCUAAUAAUAUACCCCAAGAGGGAGCUAAUUCUAAUACUAUUAACUGUAUACCCCUAGAGGGAGCUAAUAUAAGGGUACCCCGAGAGGGAGCUAAUAUUCUUAGGGGAGAGGGAGCUAAUAAUAUACCCCAAGAGGGAGCUACAAUUGUUAGGGGAGAGGGAGCUAAUAAUGAAAAGAGAAUUGGUAUGAGUAUUGGGGAGGAAAUAUUAAGUAUGGUAGUGGAUAAUAUAAUUUAA